AUGAGUCAGGACCAGAAACCAGUUCCUAAGAGGGCAUUAUCACUGGAUGAUCUUGUAAACCACGAUGAUGAUGCUCAUAAAGUGAGAAAAACGGCAGACGAUUCAAUUGUUGAGAAUAAUAGUGAUGAGACAGAUACUGAUGAUGGUGAAGGGAAAGGUGGUGGCGUUGAUUUUAAUACGGAGAUGAAUUUUGACUACGACAAACAGGAACAGUCAGGAAGGGAUUCCAACGCUUCUUCAUCUGUGAAUACGAUUUUCGAUGAGAAGGCAUCCUUACAGUCCAAAAAGAACAAUAUUAAACAGGAUUUAAGAGUUUUAAACGAAAUUGCAGCUACUUCCAAACCCAACAAAUAUAAGAACACACCAAUCUGGGCACAAAAAUGGAAACCAACAGUGAAGGCUUUACAAAGUAUAGAUACGAAAGAUUUCAAAAUUGACACUUCAUUUUUAAGUAUAAUACCAGAUGAUGAUUUGACUAAGUCGGUACAAGAUUGGGUUUAUGCAACGAUUUUUUCCAUCCCACCGGACUUGAGACCAAUGGUCGAAAUGGAAUUAAAAUACGGGGUUAUAAUAGAUGCGAAAUCACCAGAUAGAAUUAGCCCGCCCGUAUCUACCCAAGCAAUCUAUACAGACGAUGGUAGAAUGACCCCAAAUGUUGAUCAAGCGGUGUUUGAAGAACUGAAGAAAUAUAUUCAUGGUGUAAGCGAAUUAAAUGAAAAUAGCGGUAAAUUUAGCGUUAUUGAAUCACAAACGACAGAUUCGCUUUACAGAGUCGGUGUUGCUACACAACGACCCCGGUUUUUGAGAAUGAGUACGGAUUUGAAAACGGGUAGAGUCGCACAAUUUAUCGAAAAACGUAAAGUUAGUAGUUUACUCAUUUUUUCACCCAAGGAUUCAUAUGAUAUGAAAUUAUCAAUUAAUUUGGAAAUUCCAGUACCUGAAAAUGAACCACCUGAGAAGUAUAAGGACCAAACUCCAAUGAGUGCACGUACAAAGACAAGAGUCUCUUACAUCCAUAACGACUCCUGUACUAGAAUUGACGUUACCGAUGUGGAAAGAUUAACAAAAGGUCCAAAGGGUAGAGACACUAGUAAUAACACUUUUGAAGUAGAAUUAGAAAUUAACACCGCGGCAUUGCUGAAUUCGUUCGAUAACAUUGCAACGGACAGCAACAUGUACGCUUCACUAAUAAGGACUUUCCUCAAUAAUGGUACUUUGAUUAGAAGGAAAAUGUCGUCAAUCUCAUAUGGUAUCUUUGAAGGACAGAAGAAAGGUAUGUAG
Messenger RNA from Zygosaccharomyces rouxii, 1281 nucleotides. RefSeq names its product polynucleotide 5'-phosphatase (gene CET1). Gene Ontology annotation, molecular function: polynucleotide 5'-phosphatase activity. The record is from RefSeq and is a predicted model, not a curated record. Gene Ontology annotation, biological process: 7-methylguanosine mRNA capping; polynucleotide 5' dephosphorylation. Lineage: Eukaryota; Fungi; Ascomycota; Saccharomycetes; Saccharomycetales; Saccharomycetaceae. The transcript has a single exon. Bases 1 to 1281 code for a protein of 426 amino acids. Gene Ontology annotation, cellular component: mRNA capping enzyme complex.